Messenger RNA from Pieris napi, 2005 nucleotides. RefSeq lists its product as uncharacterized. Lineage: Eukaryota; Metazoa; Arthropoda; Insecta; Lepidoptera; Pieridae. The transcript has 7 exons. The coding region runs from base 176 to 1060 and encodes 294 amino acids. The record is from RefSeq and is a predicted model, not a curated record.
UAGUCGCCUCGAGACCGUCGCAAUACGCGCUACGCCGUAGCGCAGGGAUUUUGUAGUGCUUUAACAAAACUUAAAUAAUGUUAAUAUACAAUUUCGUUACAGUGCAUAAAAUGUGGUUAUAAAUAUAUGAAAAUUUGUGCUCAGUAGAUAGAGACGGUUUACUAGUUAAUAAACAAUGUUUUCAGCAAAUAAAAGUGUAGUUUUAAGAAUAGCUAUUUUUUUUCUCACAACACAAGGUUUACUAUGUCUACGAAAUGCACACAUGGUAAUACCAGACGCCGUGGAGAGGGGAAAACCUGCAGUCAUUAAAUGUAUAUUUGAGCUUGAAAAUGAAGAUUUAUAUCAAGUUAAAUGGUAUCGAAACGAAGAGGAGUUUUGUAGAUACUCACCAAGAGACGUACCUCCUUUGAAGGUCUUUUCUGUGCGUGGAAUAGAAGUUGACCAUGAGGAGAGCGAUGCUAAGAAACUGACAAUAAAGGCGACAGAAGAAGCACGCGGCCUAUACACGUGUGAAGUAUCAGCUGACGCCCCAUCCUUUUUUACGUUGCAAGUUCAUGGCUCUCUAAAUAUAGUGGACCUCCCCAAGUCGGAUCCAGAAUUAAAGGGCUUGAAACGUUACUAUCGCCCUGGGAUGAAGCUAAAGGCAGAAUGCAUAAGUCAUGACUCUAUGCCGGCAGCUAAUCUCUCGUUUUUCAUCAACAACGAGCAGGCACUUUCACAGCACGUGUGGCAUAGGGUGGGUGGCGGUGAAAACGGCAGCCUUUGGACUGCGUACAGUACAAUGCAAUACGUGGUACAAAAACAUCACUUUGUCAGAGGCAAAAUAAAGAUCCGGUGUUCAGCGGCGAUAUAUUCGAUAUACUUCAGAAGCCACGAGAGGGUGGUUGAGGAAGAAGGUGGAGGGACUACCAUUGCCCCACUCCCUGAGACGAGGGAAGCUAUCGUCUUCCCCAUACAUCGUAUAUCUUUUAAUAAUGGAUCCGAAAAUGGAGGGAUGUCAUACAGCACUGAGUACCGAGAAGUAUGCAUAUUACUGAUCUUCACAUAUGUCAUCAGAUAAAUUAUAGAUACUAAUAAAAAUUGUAGCUAGGCACCAACUAUCUGAUCACAACCUAAUAAAAGCUUAAAACCUCCUUGUUUAAGAAAUGCUGGGAAUAAACUGCCGGCGGUAAUGAAUUUCCAUUGUAAAAUACUAAGUAAUAACGUGGAUAAUAUUACUUUGUUACAUAUAAAAUAUAUAAAAGGUCACUUUAUUUUCUGUUCUGCCCGUUUCUUUUACAUUCGGUUACGACGCGAAUAACUGUUUCAGGAUGAAAGGUAUUUUUUGUGAACAUUCAUUAAAAAAUCUGCAUAAUAAACACUAUGUCCCUUUGUACAAUAUCAUUUAAUAAGCGCCGCGUAAAGUUUUCGAUUUUUACCUUUUUUGCUUUUAGAGAGCGAAAAAAAUGGUUUAUUAUAUAAUUUUGGAAAGCAUGAGGUCAGUCACUAAAGCUACCACUUUAUCUUGCAUAAGCAUUAAGAAGCCCAAAAACUUUUCAGGUUUUAAAACAUAAUAUACAAACAUAAAAUAUUUAUAGAACUGUUGAGCCGAAUACCAACAAAACAAUGCGACCAUCAUUUUUCAAGAGCAUUUAAGACCAUUUCACGCACAUUCGAAAUUGUAUUAAGCUAUUAAUCACAACCACCAUUUACGCAAACAUACAAGCUUGGCCCUCGGUUGUAUGUACUGGCAUUUGGCAGUUUUCCCACGACACUCUCUGAUUCAGAUCCGAGCGAUUUUGGCAAUAAGAUCUAAAAAUUCAAAUGAGAAAACUUUUAUGGCGCAUCUAAUCAAAAUUACAACUUUAAAUUAAACUCACGAUGAAUAGUUUCACUAUCUACGAUACCUUUACAGUUUUAUUCGAAACACUGCCCUGCGAUUCUGUAACUCACUUUUCGAACUCAAACAGCGGUUUUCGCAUCGGCGCGCGGUCGCCCUCAAAUCAGUCGUGAAGCAGUCAUUUUA